AACAAAAAGUCUUCCAUUUUGUUUCCAAUAUGCUGCUAAUUUUAGCUGAAAUUGCAAAACUGAUCUUUAACAAUACAUUUGAAUCUCAGCCAAUAUUUCGCUUUAUUUAGCCUCCGUGUUUGCUGAAAAGAUUUACUGGAAGUCGAUGCACUGCAAGGAAGGUGAAAUACUUGAGAACAUCAUGCGGGUGCUCGCCAAAGACAUGAAGCAAAAGAGAAGUCAAGGUUCUUCCAAGGUAUUUGAUGCAGUUAAUACUACGUAUUCUAACUUUAAGAGCAACUUUGUGAAGAGGCUGUCAGCGGAGGUGCCCGUUGCCAGUAGCCCGAUUACCACCAGAUGGCAGCAAAGCCCAACCAGGGAUCCGGCAGGUGAUUCCUUUGAGGGAGAGCAUUCAACCACUUACCUCCCAGAAGCUUCUACAUCUGUACUGAAGAUAACGCCUGAAAAAGACACCUUGAUUCUAGGAUCGUACAAAGAACUACUGAAGACCCCCAUCAAAGGGAAUUUUGAAACAAAUAACUCUGCUCUCCAUUUUUGCAAGGCACCUCAUGCACCGGACAGAGGCCGGAAUGAAAACGUUGCCUCAAAAGGCCAGAAAUGCCUACAUGAGCUAUUUUUGACCCAGAAGGUGUCUCAGUGGGUUAGUGGAAAAAUGCAGCUCUGUGAACAAUGCCAGUGUGUUUGGAAAGGCUGCAGAGAUGAAGUCAGAGAUGAAUCCUUCCAUCUUAAAAGAUUCAAUGGUAUAAACUAUUCCAUACUCCAACCAGCGGUGAAAUUUCAUCUAACUGGUCUUCGAAAUGACUAUUAUCUAAAUAUUCUAGAUUGGAAUUUUCAAAAUCUUGUUGCUAUGGCCCUUGGAUCCUCUGUGUACAUCUGGAAUGGGGAAAACCACAAUAAGAUUGAAAAUAUAGAUUUAACUCUUAAUUGUAACUAUGUUUCUUCUGUGUCCUGGAUAAAAGAGGGAACCUGUCUGGCAGUUGGCACCAGCGAGGGAGAAGUACAACUAUGGGAUGUGGUAACAAAAAAGCUGAUGAGAAAUAUGCUUGGCCAUUUGUCAGUGGUUGGGGCUCUGAGCUGGAAUCACUAUAUUCUUAGCAGCGGGUCGCGGCUGGGCCGUGUCUAUCAUCACGACGUUCGGGCAGCCCAGCAUCACGUCGGAACGCUUCACCACCAACAAGCCGUGUGUGCUCUGAAGUGGUCGCCUGAUGGCAGGCUGCUUUCCAGUGGCUGUAGUGACGGACUGCUGACUAUAUGGCCCCGUGACCCGGGUGCAAAAGCACAGGUUCAACCACUGAAAGUCGUUCGCCAACCUACAGCAGUCAAGGCUGUGGAUUGGUGUCCCUGGCAGUCUGCAGUCCUUGCUGUUGGAGGUGGAAUGAAGGAUGGAUGCCUACGUAUCUUGGACAUAAAUACUGGACAAACCAUCCAGACCCCAAGCACGACCUCACAGAUUUGUUCCCUAAUCUGGCUACCUAAGACAAAGGAGAUUGCAAGUGGCCAAGGUACUCCUAAGAAUGAUGUGACUGUGUGGGCCUAUCCAGGUCUGGCCAGGUCAGGUGGAUUUUUCGGUCACAGGGGCAGAGUGCUGCACCUGGCUUUGAGUCCAGACCAGACCCGAGUGUUUUCUGCUGCAGCUGAUGGCACAGCCUGUGUAUGGAACUGCUGUGAGUCACUCAGCCCCUCUGGGAGCUCCAGUUUCCUCACUUCGCAGUGAGAAUGAUGACAUUGGCCUUGGCUUCUCCAUUGGGUUGUGGUGAGGAUCACACAUGAUAAAGUGCUUUUCCUACAAUGAAUGUCUAUUUUCCUGACUUUCUUUCUCAGGUUGCUUUAUUUUCUCUGCUUCCUCCUAUUGCAUUUCCCAGACAUUGUCUUUGCCUCUUCUCUCUCCACUUCUUCUUUCUCCUUUUUCAUCUUUUUUCUCCAUCUCUUCCUUGUUAGAAAUGCAUUUCCACUGCUAUAGUCAGAAUAUCUAUAGUAGAGAUUUCCAAACUUCUUUUUCCCACUUGACUUUUUCUCCAAGCUCCAGCCUCACUCUUUUUCUUGCCUCUGGAUAUUUCCUUUCUGAGAUCAUUUCUUAUCUUUAGCUCAAACUCAAUACAUUAAAAAUAUAACAUAUUUUCUUGAAAAAUAUUGAUUAAAAUCCUACUAUAUGGUAAGCAGUAUGUUAAGCAUGCAUAUUAUUUCCUCUCAAAAUGAGAUAUUCCAUAGGACCUCCUUGUCCCCUUCCAUGGUUUCAUCCUUAUCCUGGUCAACCUAUUACUCAGGAAGCCUCCUGAUUAUUCUGCUCCAUGUUUACUCCAUUUACCUUUUGUUUUCUCUCUCUCUCUCUCUCUCUCACUCUCUCUCAUUUCAGCCUAGUCAUGUCCUGAAUACCUGAUGACCACUCUGUUGUAAUUUCUUCUAAAUGGUUUUCCUAUCUUUGUCCUUCAUGGGUCUCCACACCACUGUUAGGUUACGUCUCUAAAAGCACAGUGGUGAUAUUCUCAGGCGCCCGCUCAGAAACUUUCAAUGACUCCAUAUUGCCUAAGCUCUUCACCUCAACCUUUGGGUCCCGAGCCCAGAACCUAAAGUUACGAUACUUGUGCUUACCUUGGGUGUGCCAUAAACUGACUGAAUGGCCUUGGUGUGUUACAGCAUUUGUAAGAACAGGAGUUUGGAUUCGAUAACUGCUAAGCUUUUUUUUAGGCUCAAUCAGGCCAUUGUUCUUUCUUAAAUUACCUUUUUAAAAAUGCUUAUUUAUUUGAUAGGGCAUGAGCAGGAG
Messenger RNA from Suricata suricatta (meerkat), 2761 nucleotides. RefSeq names its product cell division cycle 20B (gene CDC20B). Gene Ontology annotation, biological process: anaphase-promoting complex-dependent catabolic process; positive regulation of anaphase-promoting complex-dependent catabolic process; positive regulation of ubiquitin protein ligase activity. The transcript has 12 exons. The record is from RefSeq and is a predicted model, not a curated record. The coding region runs from base 146 to 1714 and encodes 522 amino acids. Gene Ontology annotation, molecular function: ubiquitin ligase activator activity; protein binding; anaphase-promoting complex binding. Gene Ontology annotation, cellular component: anaphase-promoting complex. Lineage: Eukaryota; Metazoa; Chordata; Mammalia; Carnivora; Herpestidae.